Molecule: messenger RNA, 1024 nt
Organism: Rattus rattus (black rat)
Lineage: Eukaryota; Metazoa; Chordata; Mammalia; Rodentia; Muridae
Gene: Pnpo
Product: pyridoxamine 5'-phosphate oxidase
Exons: 7
Coding region: 156-941 (261 amino acids)
Biological process (GO): pyridoxine biosynthetic process; pyridoxal 5'-phosphate biosynthetic process
Molecular function (GO): FMN binding; pyridoxamine phosphate oxidase activity
Source: RefSeq, a predicted model, not a curated record
AUCCUGGGCACCUUUGGUUCCGACAACUUAGGACUUAGUAGCUUGUCUGGGCCACUGGCAAAUUCUUCCUUCCCAGGCUAGACACACAGGCUGAGCAAUUGGUUCCGAACCCAGAGGAACCCAGGCGACGCUAGGUCACGUGGCCGGCUGCUUACAUGACUUGCGGGCUGCUGAGCGUCACUGUGACGUUCAGGAGACCUGCGAAGUGGCCCGGCUACUUCCGUCACCUGUGCUGUCGGGGUGCUGUCAUGGACCUGGGACCGAUGCGCAAGAGUUACCGCGGGGACCGAGAGGCAUUUGAGGAGGCUCAUCUGACCUCUCUGGAUCCCAUGAAGCAGUUUGCUUCCUGGUUCGAGGAGGCUGUUCAAUGUCCAGAUAUAGGAGAAGCCAAUGCUAUGUGUCUGGCUACCUGCACCAGAGACGGAAAACCCUCUGCCCGCAUGCUGCUGCUGAAGGGCUUUGGCAAGGAUGGCUUCCGCUUCUUCACUAACUACGAGAGUCGGAAGGGGAAAGAGCUGGACUCUAACCCCUUUGCCUCUCUUGUCUUCUAUUGGGAGCCCCUGAACCGUCAGGUGCGUGUGGAAGGCCCAGUGAAGAAACUGCCGGAGAAGGAGGCUGAGAACUACUUCCAUUCCCGGCCCAAGAGCAGCCAGAUUGGGGCUGUGGUCAGUCGCCAGAGUUCUGUGAUCCCCGAUCGGGAGUACCUGAGAAAGAAAAAUGAGGAACUGGGGCAGCUCUAUCGGGAACAAGAGGUGCCCAAGCCAGAGUACUGGGGUGGCUACAUCCUAUAUCCCCAAGUGAUGGAGUUCUGGCAAGGCCAAACCAACCGCCUGCAUGACCGUAUUGUCUUCCGUCGAGGCCUGGCAACAGGAGACUCCCCUCUGGGACCCAUGACCCACCACGGGGAGGAAGACUGGGUGUAUGAGAGACUUGCACCUUGACACUGGACUCCAGAAUGUUGGGGGAUCAUCAGGGGGAAGAGUGGGGGAAGGGAAGGAGAAAAAUGGAAGCCAGGUAUACCUUC